This is a messenger RNA of Gopherus evgoodei (Goodes thornscrub tortoise), 5926 nucleotides long. It is a transcript of the gene PPEF1, whose product is annotated as protein phosphatase with EF-hand domain 1. Gene Ontology annotation, biological process: detection of stimulus involved in sensory perception. Bases 2350 to 4344 code for a protein of 664 amino acids. Lineage: Eukaryota; Metazoa; Chordata; Testudines; Testudinidae. The transcript is spliced from 17 exons. Gene Ontology annotation, molecular function: protein binding; calcium ion binding; iron ion binding. The record is from RefSeq and is a predicted model, not a curated record. Gene Ontology annotation, cellular component: nucleus; cytosol.
CCUGGGAGCGCGCGGCUUGCUCCAGGCCGGCCCGUGCCGCUCCUAGAUCAGGAACCGGCCAGGCAUGGAACUAGUGGCACCGGGUAGGUUGUUGGGAAGGAGACGCCUGCCCCCAAGCCACAGGUGCAAGCAGCGAGCGGCUCCCUGCUCUGGCGGCCAGCACAGAGCAUGUGCAGAAGGAUGUGGUUGAGUUUCUGAGUGGAACAGAAACUCUCCGGUUCAUGCCUGUAAUUUACUUUAGGUCUGGGUAGAGCACAACAGGAAUAGACACGGGGUUUUAAUUUCUUCUCCCCUGCAGCAUCUAAAAGGUGAGUGUGUGGGGCAAGAUGAUUGGAGUUUCUUAGGCGAUUGGCCCAGGGAUGUGAACCAGAAGGUUCAAGGAAAAAAGAAAAUAUCAGGCAAGAUAUUUUGUAGUAAUCAUUUAGUACCCACAGCGUGCUCCAGGUGCAGAGACUGACUCUUCCUGCUCCAAGGAGCAUACAGUCUGAAAUGACAAUAAUCUUACUACAGCUUGCACUUAGAUAAAACUCUUCAUCCAAGGAUCUCUGUAAACGCAUUUAAAAAGAUGGCUGUGGCUAUCUCUGGGUUUAUAGAUGAGGAAACUGAGGCCCACAGAAGUGUAAUGGCUGCCUCAAGCCAGUGGCUGAACAAAAAUAAAUGUCUAUUUAGUAUUUAGAACGUUUGCAAUUCAAAUGGAAUUUCUGGCAACCAAAGGGGUCAUGUCCAUACUGGGUACUGUGCUGGCUGUUUUAGCUAUAGCUGUUUUUCAACAUGGUUCUGGUCUGGAAUCUGCCCAACAGGGUAGGUGUUAUUUUCUGAGAGUCAUGUUGGAGUCAGUCCCCAAAUUACUUAGUACAUUUAGCGCUGUUUUGUAAUGUGGUUCAAAGACCAAACUCCCUUUUAUCCAUGCUGAUCAGGGAAAGUAGUAGACCCCUGUGAGACAUAUUUUUCACAGGCAAUGAAAUGCUUUUCUUGAACACACUUUUUUUGGGGAACAUGGGGAACACUUGAUCCUCCAACCAUUUUAUGAAACUAUAAUAUAAUUACCUACAUUAUUGGGACAGCAUGAGUAGCAGGAUGAAACUCCCCUAUUCACACUAACCAAGGAGAUGGUUGUUGACCUGGGUUGUAGCACUAUUGUAUUUAAACACGAAUAAUUUAGCUCAGUUCUCUAGUACGAACAAAGCCACAGUAGUAUUGUGCAUGAGUGCUGAGGGUCCUGCAAAGAGUUACAUGUGACAUUAAUUGUAAUGGAAGUCAACAAGAUUUCUCACCUGCAUAGAAGUUCAGCAUGUGUAUGACUCUUUGUAGCAUUGAGGGCCUAUGUUGUUUAUACCUCAGUGCAGAUUUUCAUGAUGUGUCUGAAGGAGCAGUUAAGAAGCAUUUAACAUUUUUAAUUAACACAUUUUAAUGUUUUAAUAAUUUUUUCAGCCCUGGACUAUAAAGGCUUUGAAGGGGCAGUAACAGUAAGUAGGUGGGUGAGGGAAUCAAACUUUGUCUUUUUAAAAAUGACACUGUCGGGACUGACAACUUUGUUUUUAUUUGAAGCCAUAGUUGUGUAUAUCGUGCCUGUCUCCUGCUUUGCUUAGUUGCUCUAUUCUUGAGAACAAGAAGAGAGCACAUUCUUAAAUUGAUAUAUUUCAUUUCAAUACCCAGAAUGCUGACAGAACGUUUUAAGGGCAGGAUGAGCAUAGUGAGAUGCAUACAUGCCCCUGCUGUUUCUGGGGAGUGUGGCUGUGUGGAUUUGUUAAAAAUCAGUUAUGGGAGAGUAUUAAUGCAAUAAUAUAUUGUAGCUUUUUUUAACCACUUUUUUCACUGGGAGAAAAACAGCAGUGAUAUAUUUUCUUUGGCGUAGAAGGUAGUUUUUUUUAAAAAGGAUAAUAAGGAAAUGGAAUUUGUUGCUCUUAUAUAGUGCCCCUUUAAGAAGUUGUGAGAUAGUCCGGAAUGGAUCCAAAGUAGUGGUUAUUAUGAUAUACCCUAACAAUAAUUAUGUAGUAUGUAUUAGUGUUUGAAUUUGCGAGCAUUAAGAAAACAAACCAAAGACAUUUGCUUUCUAAAAUCUGCAUAAAAAUAUUAAGCAUUUUCCUUGAAAUGACAGAAGAAAAAAAAUGUAAAGAGAAGCCUAAAACUGUUCUUUAACCCUCCCCAUUUUGCCUCUUGUUCUAGCACAUCAGAUCUGCCAUACCAAGGACACUGGUGCUUGGAGCUAAUAACAGGAGUGAAUCAGCUUGGGGUGGUUCAUUGCAUCAUAAGUGGAACAUAAAGGAAAUGCUUGUAACACAGUUGGAUGAGGAAAAACCCAUUGCCUAGGAAGAGAAAUUAAAUUGAUGGACAGUCUGUACUAGAGCCAUGGGAUGUGGCACUUCUGUGACUGGGAGUCGGGCAAAAAAGUCAGAGAGAGCAAUUAAAGCAGCUAUCCUCAUUCAGAGGUGGUAUCGGUGUUACAUGGCCCGGCUGGAGAUGAGGCGGCAGUACGCUCUUAGUAUCUUUCAGUCAAUUGAAUAUGCUGAAGAACAAGCUCAGCUACAGCUGUCCAGUUUUUUUACAUUCAUGCUGGAUCACUUUACUCAUCUCAACGUGACUGAUACAGGUUCGGAUGUACAAUUACUAGAAUAUGAGCGGAUGAUAGAGGUCCCAGACUCCUACCGUGGACCUCGGCUGUCAUUUCCCCUGACUGUUGCGGACACUAAUUCACUUCUUCAUGCUUUCAAGGAUCAACAGCAUCUUCAUGCCCGCUAUGUCCUACAGCUGCUACAUGAAACCAAGAAACUCCUUAAACAGAUGCCUAACAUCAUUCAUCUGUCAACCUCCUACUCCAAGGAGAUAACCAUCUGUGGUGAUUUGCAUGGAAAACUGGAUGAUCUUUUGCUGAUAUUCUACAAGAAUGGCCUGCCUUCAGAAGAAAACCCUUACCUUUUUAAUGGAGAUUUUGUGGAUAGGGGGGAAAAUUCCACAGAAAUACUUAUUAUCUUGUUUGCCUUUCUUCUUGUCUACCCCAACCAUUUACACUUGAACAGAGGGAACCAUGAAGACCAUAUCGUGAAUCUGAGAUAUGGCUUCACAAAAGAAGUUAUGAAGAAGUACCGGUCCCAUGGCAAAAAAAUUUUAAAUCUUCUGCAAGAUGUUUACAGCUGGCUUCCCCUUGCCACUGUAAUUGACAGCAAAGUACUAAUCGUACAUGGAGGAAUAUCAGACACCACUGACUUGGAUUUCCUGAAUUUAUUUAAGAGAAAUAAGAUGAAGUCUGUGCUGAGACCACCAAGGCAGGAUAUUGCUGUCAAAGGAAUGACCAGGCCUUCAUCAUCAUCUAGCCAUAGAAGACAAUACACCAGUGAUCUGUUGGAUGUUGGGAAGCACAUGUGUCUACUUCAUGAUGGUGUGAACUCUGGCCCACUCCUAGAGGCACGGUAUCUAGAAUCCAGUGUUUGUAUGCCUAGCAUGCCUUCAGAAUUAACAGCAAAGGAAUGGAAACAAGUGGUUGAUAUUCUUUGGAGUGACCCAAAAAACCAAAAUGGCUGCACACCAAACAAAGUUCGAGGAGGUGGUUGCUACUUUGGGCCUGAUGUUACCGCCAGGCUGCUUAAACGGUAUAAUCUAAAGAUGCUGAUCAGGUCUCAUGAAUGUAAACAAGAAGGUUAUGAGAUCAGCCAUGAUGGGCAGGUUAUCACUAUUUUUUCUGCCUCUAACUACUAUGAAGAUGGCAGCAAUCGUGGUGCUUAUCUAAAACUGAAUCCUGAUUUGAUACCUCGCUUUGUGCAGUAUCAAGUCAGCAAAUGCACACGCAAACGGACUCUUCACCAGAGAGUGAGCGUAGUUGAAUGGGCUGCAUUAAAGUCAUUACGAGAGAAACUUUACUCCCGGAGAUCAGAACUCAUUGCAGCUUUCAGACAGUAUGACCCAAAUUACACAGGAAGAAUUUCUGCCACUGAAUGGGCCUCAGCAAUGGAAUCUGUUUUACAUCUGGAUCUCCCAUGGAGGACUCUGCGUUCUCGGUUGGUGCAGCUUGCUCCAGAUGGAAGUGUCGAGUAUCUUUCAUGUUUUAAUGAUUUGGAAAUAGAGCCAGCCAUAAAAGAGGUUCAACCAGCUUUGGUGGAAACCCUGUACAGAUACAGAACUGAUCUGGAGAUAAUCUUUAACAUCAUUGACAAAGAUCAUUCAGGUCUGAUUUCCAUUGAGGAAUUUCGCCAGACGUGGAAACUCUUCAAUUCUCAUCUCAAAAUCGACAUAGAUGAUGAAUCCAUUGACAAGCUAGCCCGCAGCAUUGACUUCAACAAAGAUGGCAACAUUGACUUCAAUGAAUUUUUAGAGGCCUUUCAUGUGGUUAAUAAAUUUGAAAACAAGUAGAACCGAAUUAAUUUCAGAAGUUCUUGUCCGUAGCUUGACUAUCUGCCAGUGAUGAUAUGCUGCACUGAGAAAUGUAAUGCCUGUCUGAGAAAGAAGGGACUGCAUGGUAAACAUAUGAGGUGGAUAACCAGAAGCAUGGUUCUGUUUGGGGAAGUCAUUUUUUAGCCAGUUGUAAACUGUGGACAGCUGCUAGACUGGAGAAUAUUAAUGAUGAGAGAGAAGAGACAAAAAACUUUAACAUGCUUCUUAUGAGGUGGUCACCUGAUGGUAGAGCAGGACACUGCCAUCUUAGCAACUUGUUUGAUUCCAGUCCUUGUUUCUUUAUCACUUGACCAUUGGGAACUUGAUCACUGCCAGUGUAGCUCCUUUAACCCUGUGGGAAGUUAAGAUGAACUUCUUUGUGUGGCUCAACAACAGUCCUCACAGAUUAGAAGAAUUGAUGUACUCUGAAGGAAGCCCUUUCUGAUAGGGAAAAGUAGAGAGAUCCUUCGGACCAGCUAUCCUGUGGUUGAAAACUGAGAGCAGAAACACCCAUUUACAGAAAUUAUUCUACACUUAAACUAGUAUUUUGCAUGAUGAUAAUAAAUUAAUAACUUCAGCUCACUACUACCUCUUUUACUAUUGUUUACAUACAUAGCCUAUUAUUUAAAUACAGAAAGUGCAUGAUCUUGUUACUGAUUCCCCCAUGCGCUAGGGUAGUUAAUAAACGUUCUUUUGAAAAGCCUUCCCUUAUGUGUUUUUUCUGAAUAGGUCUUAUUAUGAUAAGAAUGGAGAUCCAUUAAGUUUAAACUCAAAGAACGUUACUGUCUUUAAUGGGCAUAAAUAUGUGGUCAAUAACAGAAUAAAAAUCUUAGCUUUCAAAGCAAUUAGAAAUGCGGUAUAUUAUCCUGCUUCACUGCUCUUGGUAUUGUAUGGAUCACACAGUAAAAUGUUGAUUUCCUCCAUAAAUAACUUGAGUAUUUUAUUAAAGAGGAAUUGAUUAAGAAAAUGAUGGUAAUAAGGAAGCUUGGUGGCACUGAGCAUGAGAUGCUUCAACAUAGCAAAGAAAAAGUUCUUGGAUUUUAACAUCAUAUGGAAUGGGGUCAUGGAACAUAGCAAUACAAGAGGUUUAGAUUCCAAGAAAGCAAUGUGUGAGAUAUUAAGAAAAUGACUGAGCUUGGUACAGUGGGAGGAAGAAUUUCAAUGUAUGUUUGGAACAAUACUGGAACAUUCUGUGCCAUCAUAAACUGCAACAAAUGACACUUCCUCUGAAAGAGAAUAAAAGAAAGAAAGAAUAAUAGGUGGCCAGUGUGACUCUAGAAGGGACUGCUUAGUGAUAUUAAGGUUAGCAGAAGAAAUAGUAUUUGUGUGUGCAGAGAAUUAGCUUGCAAAAAAGCAGAAUCAACUAGUGUGAUACAAGGGGGAUAAGUGGAGUAAUAAAGGCCUAUAGGUGAGCUUGUGAAGUCUUACUUUAACAACAAAAUGUUCUGGCCAUUGGGGCCUAAUCCCACUCUCACUGAAGUCUAAGAAUAUUUUUCCAUUGACUUCAUUGGAAGGAUCAGUGCCAGUUAGAAGCCCUGAAGACCUUGUGAGUACUGCAUGA